GCACUCACCAUGGCGUCAUACCAGGCCGGCGUCCUCACCAUCCGGCCAGAUGGCACCACGGGUCCUCUGCCUGCGAGAUUCCUUGUCGACGUUGGGUCAAGCGAUGACGACCCCGGCUCGGUCAAACGCUAUCGUGGUUAUGUCGCCAAGGCGCAGCCUGGUCUCUUUCAGUCCCGGUCCCCUUACGACUUUGUCACUCGCUACUGUGGUCCAGAGAUAUUUGCUCAGCGUGUGACCGCCGACAGGAGGACCCCGCACGUCUCGCCCAUGCCCUUUUCCCGAACUACCACGGAUCUGACAGGUCCCGCGGCGAGACGGUUCAUGGCUACGUUUCCCAAAGGGGUGCAGCUGGUGCCGGAUCAGAGCAUGACGGGGGAUUUGGCACGCGAGCUGGAGGGGUUGACGGAUGCUGGUCUGGGGAGGGAGACAUAUGAAGAUCACAGUCGAGGUUUUUUACCGCAUAUGGCCGCCCAGCAUCAGACGUAUAACGAGUUGCACCGGGUGCAUGAGACGGAGGAGAUCUUUUACGAGGGAGAUCAGACGGGUGCGUUGCGGACUGGACCUUUGGCGAUGGCCAAUCGGACGAUCAAGUAUCUGACGCCGGGUUUGGUGAUCUGGUCACACGCCAACCAGGGGCAAAACAUUGUCUCGGAUCUUCAAACGUGGUCCAACGCACUGUGGACGGCGGGGACCACUGGGACGGGCGCGUUGCUCGAGGCCAAGCGUCUAGAUGGGCUCACGUCGAAGCAUGUCAGAGCGGGAUGGGCGCUGAUACGGGACUCGUUGACGCCGUGUCGCCUGGUGAUCGAGGAGGUGGACGUGGCAGAGGGUGGGAAGCGAUACAUCUCAAAGGUGGUCAAUGAGGAGCGGACUUUGGACGUGCACCACUCGGUCAGGAAGGCGUGGCUUCAGGUGAGGGUUGGGGGCGUUGGGAUAAGGACUGACUGUGAUAAGGCGUUUCUGCAGUGUCAUGCGAGCCAGAGGCGGUAUGCCAUUGUUCACAACUGGGACGUCACGCAGCUCAUGGAAUUGGUGAAGAAGGACCAAGUUCGUCUGUCGCAUGCAGUGGAGAGGGAUGUCGGAGCGCAUCAGAGUGCUUUUACGUUUAUGACUGCGCUUGUGGUGUUGGCAUUGAAGGAGUGGGAGGUGCCGGAAGGGGGGUUCUUGGGAUCGAUGCGGGGGGCCUUGACGGCGCGCGUGGCGGAGCAGGGCGGAGCGGCGGGGCAGGGUGGAGCAGCGGAGCAGGGUGGAGUGUCGGAGCAGGGCGGAGCGCUGGGGGAGAAUCAGGGGGGAGCGGACUCUCAAGGAUCGUUAGAGCUCCCAGAACACUCGGACGCUCCACGAUCAUCAGACUCUCCCGGAUCCUCGGAUGCUGGACCCUCAGACCCUCCCUUGUCCUCGGAUGCCGGACCCUCAGACCUUUGGCAUCGACGGGCGGCACGGAAUCCUGGGAAGCCGGCCGUCCUAAAGCAGGUCCAUACCGGAAUGGUUCCACAGCCGAUGCCGAGGUUCCAGUCGCUUUGCCCGGAUAUCAACGGUGGACUCUCGCUAUCCCUUUCGCGGGUCGCCGAUCAGCCCGGCGCACUGGUCGUGUGCCAACAAAUCGGGCUCGGUUUCACGUGGAAGGUGUUUGAUGGGGUGCUUGCUGUCGCGCCGAGACCUUCAAGAAAGCGCAGGUCGAACGAAUCCAUCAUGACGAGUUCCUCUGGGCCGUCUCCGAGGACUCCACACUUUGGCACACCCACGGAGCAGGUAGCUGUAGCCGUCAAGGUGUUUGAUCUGGCGGACAAGAUGGUGGAUGUCAUUCAGGAUGAUCCGAAUCGUAUGGAGCAACUGGAGGCGAUGGCGAUGUUGGAGGUUACAAUGUAUACUGGUAAGCUGAGGGCACUGCAGGGGAGCGUGGUGCCCAGGUGCUUUGGGGCGUGGAGAGAUACGCAUGGCAGGAUCUUCUUGUUGCUGGAGAAGCUCAGGCCGUUGCAAGCGGAGCAACUGUCUGAUUUGCCACAAUCGAUGAAAACGCAAGUGUAUGACCUCUUUCGACAGGUCCACGCCGCAGGUGUUUGCGUGGGCGAGGUGGACGUGCGACAUGUCAUGGCGGUGUCUGAUACGCAGGAGCUGCGGUUGAUUGAUUUUGACCGGUCGUCGUCGGGGGAGGCUGCCAGGAUCGAGGAUGAGAUGAGGGUCGUGCAAAGGGAGCUGGGCUGGGAGUUAUGACCGAACGUCGGCCCGCUGGACGGGUGAAUGUAUGUUUAUGACGAUGCGGU
This is a messenger RNA of Kockovaella imperatae, 2264 nucleotides long. RefSeq lists its product as hypothetical. The record is from RefSeq and is a predicted model, not a curated record. The coding region runs from base 10 to 2214 and encodes 734 amino acids. Lineage: Eukaryota; Fungi; Basidiomycota; Tremellomycetes; Tremellales; Cuniculitremaceae. The transcript has 3 exons.